CCAAGUCCCAUAUGGACCCUUGCUUUUUAUUCCUUUCCUUUUUUUUUUAUUCCAGAAGAGAAUGGAAGGGCUUCAGAGGAGCAGAUACGGAACUAUGGCUGAAGGUGCAGUAGGACAUGAGCGGUUUGCAACCUCGUCCUCACUGCGGAUCAUCCUGGUGGGUAAAACAGGCAGCGGCAAAAGUGCCACCGGGAACAGCAUCCUGUGCCAGCCAGUGUUUGAGUCCAGGCUGGCGUCCCAGUCGGUGACCAGGAAGUGUCAGGGGGCAACGGGCACGUGGAACGGGAGGAGCGUCCUGGUGGUGGACACGCCCCCCAUCUUUGAGGCGGGGGCCCCGGACCAAGAGGCGUACGAGAACAUCGGGGACUGCUACCUGCUCUCGGCCCCGGGGCCUCACGUGCUGCUGCUGGUGACCCAGCUGGGGCGCUUCACGGAGCAGGACGUGGCGGCCGUGGCCAGGGUGAAGGAGGUGUUUGGGGCGAGAGCCCUGAGACACACGGUCCUCCUCUUCACCCACCAGGAGGACUUAGCGGACGGCUCGUUGCAUGACUACGUAGCCAACACGGACAACCUCAGGCUGAGGGAGCUGGUCCGGGAGUGCGGGCAGAGGUACUGCGCCUUCAACAACCGGGCCUCCGGGGACGGACAGAGGCAGCAGCUGGCCGCGCUGGCGGCCGUGGUCGAGGGGGUGCAGAGGGAGCACCGGGGCGCCUACCUCAGCAACGACCUCUUCUUCGAUGCGCAGCGGCUCCAGCAGGGCGGGGGCGAGCCCGGUGGAGAAGGUCGCGUGCGCUACCUGGCCGAGGUGCGGGCGCAUGUGGCAAAGCAAAAGCGAGACCUGCAAGAGGCCCGGAGGAACCGUGUCUUCAAGGCGCUGCUCCAAGUCAAAAACUGGAUCGUUUCUCACACCAGAAUGUUUGCUGUUCUUGUUAUAUGCUUUUUGAGUUUUCUUGCCAUUUUAAUUAGCUUGUGUAGCACUCACGAAUGCUGAGCAUUUUCAG
Kogia breviceps (pygmy sperm whale) is the source of this 1001-nucleotide messenger RNA. RefSeq names its product GTPase IMAP family member 5-like. Gene Ontology annotation, molecular function: GTP binding. The record is from RefSeq and is a predicted model, not a curated record. NCBI's taxonomy places the organism in Eukaryota, Metazoa, Chordata, Mammalia, Artiodactyla, Physeteridae. Gene Ontology annotation, cellular component: endoplasmic reticulum.